UAAACAUUAAGUACGAAGAAAUGUAACCUUCCUUUCGAAUCAGUUUCGGUUAGGAACGAGGCUGACAUUGUCUGUGUACAUAACAUAUCCCCAGUGAUUUUAUCAGUAUUGUGUGUAAUAUGAAGCUCUAUACGAAUGACAGUAAUACGAUUAGUUUAAAAAUACUCAUCAGUUGUGAAAUAGUGGGUAAAAAUGUAGAAAUUGAGAUCGUACAGGUGGAUGAUAAACGGUUCCAAGGACCAAAACGCCUGCCGGUUCUUUUGUUAGAUACUGGUGUCAGUCUGUUUUCAAGCAAUACUGCUGCUAGUGUUCUAUUUCACCCACAAGAAGAAGAUGUUGAAGCAGUAAAUAAGUGGUUGUCAUGGGAGGCUGAAAAAUUACAGCCGGUUCUGGUCUUAUAUCAUAAUAAAAAUGAGUUCAUAUCAAUUGUUGAAGAAUUAUUUAAUGAAUUAAAUUCUGCUUUGUCUUCAACUACUCAUCUUGUUGGUGACAAAAUUACAACAGCUGAUAUUUGUGUUUGGUCAGCUCUUUAUCCAAUUUAUACUGAAGAAAAAUUCAAAAGUAAAUUGUUCAAUGACAGAAAAGGAAUUUUAAAAUGGUUCGAGAAUCUUUAUCAGCAGAAAUAUUUUAAAGAUGCAGAAAAAAAAUUAAAUGCUAAAAAAGGUUUUGCUGCUAUGCAGAGUAUCGCUACUGCUUGUUGGUAUCCUCUUCCAAGUUCUGUGUCUGAAGAUGUCAGUGUUUCUUCGAAGGAAAAAAGUGAUGAAUUAGUCUCAGCUGAAGAAGUAAAUUUGGCUAUAUCGGCAUGGGAGAAGGGACCAUCAUCAAGAGUCAAAAUUAAACAAACUAAGAAACCGAUUUUACCUCUGAAGGGUGAAAAGAAUAUAUUAAUAACUUCGGCACUUCCAUAUGUUAAUAAUGUGCCUCAUCUGGGCAAUAUAAUAGGCUGUGUUUUGUCUGCUGAUGUUUUUGCACGGUACUGCCGAGCAAGAUCAUGGAAUACAUUAUUCAUUAGUGGAACAGAUGAGUAUGGUACCGCAACAGAAACAAAAGCUCUGGAAGAAGGUCUUACUCCCCAAGAAAUCUGUGAUAAAUACUUUGCAAUACAUAGUGAUAUUUAUUCUUGGUUUAAUAUUUCCUUUGAUCACUUUGGGCGAACAACGACUGUUGAACAAAAAGAGGUUGUCCAGAAUAUCUUUAAUGCAUGCCAUAAAAAUGGAUUUACUAGUGUUGCGGAAAUGGAUCAACUUUUUUGUGAAAAAUGUGAAAGGUUCUUAGCUGAUAGAUUUGUGGAAGGAACGUGUCCGGAUUGCAAAUUUGAAGAUGCCCGAGGUGAUCAAUGCGAUGGUUGUGGUCAUCUAAUGAACACCGUAGACUUGAUAGCGCCAAGGUGUAAGUUAUGCCAGACUACUCCCGUUGUCAGGCAGUCCCAGCAGUUAUUUUUGGAGCUUCCGAAGAUAGAUAGUUGGCUUGGAAAUUGGGUUGAUCAAACUAGCAACGGUUGGUCUAAUAAUGCCAAGGUCAUAACAAAGUCCUGGCUUAACAAAGGUUUGAAACCUAGGUGUAUUACCAGAGAUCUGAAGUGGGGUGUACCUGUACCAUUGAAGAAUUUUGAACAAAAGGUAUUCUAUGUCUGGUUUGAUGCACCCAUUGGCUACAUGAGUAUGACCAAAGUCUAUACUAAAGAUUGGCUUAAAUGGUGGAAAGUCGAUCCCCAAUGUGAUGUUAAACUAUACCAGUUUAUGGCAAAAGAUAACGUCCCUUUUCAUGGUAUAAUGUUCCCAGCGACCUUAUAUGCUAGUAAAGGGAAUUAUGUAAUGCUUAGCCAUUUGAUGGCAACAGAGUACUUAAAUUACGAGGAUGGCAAAUUUUCAAAAUCUAGAGGAAUAGGAGUUUUUGGGAAUGAUGCUAAAGAAACUGGCAUUCCAAGUGAUAUAUUUAGAUUUUAUUUAUUGUACAUAAGACCAGAAUCACAAGACUCAAACUUUUCUUGGGCAGAUUUUGCUAUUAAAGUCAAUACAGAACUUUUGAACAAUGUUGGCAACUUCAUAAACAGGUCUUUGAUGUUUGCAGAUAAGUUUUAUGCUGGCUGUAUUCCACCAAUCAGUGUCACCGAAGAAGAGAAGAAACUUUUAGGUUUGGUCAGAAUGGAAUUAAAAAGUUAUAUUUCCUCUUUGGACAAAGCUAAAUUGAGGGAGGGUAUUAAAUAUAUCUUGAACAUAUCUAGGCAUGGGAAUCUUUAUAUACAAUCUCACAAGCCAUGGGAACUUGUGAAAGGAUCAGACGAUGAAAAGAGUCGAGCUGGGACUAUUGUAGGUGUUGCUUGCAAUAUGGUUUGCUUGCUUACAAGCCUUCUGCAACCCUAUAUGCCAGAUACCGUAAAGACGCUUUCUCAGCAAUUGAAUUUACCUAUAGAAUCAUUUAGCAUAGAAGCGGAUUUCAUUCCGUAUCUGGAUGCCGGUCACAAAAUUGGAAAGCCUUUCCCGUUAUUUACGAAAAUAGAACCAGCUGUAGCUGAAUCUCUCAAGGCUAAAUAUGCAGGUAGGCAGAAGUCUGGUUCACCUGAGUCUGUCGCUCCAUCAACGCCAUCAAACGUACAUACUUUGGCAAAUGCAAAUGAUUACUUGAAAGCAAUCAAAAGCUUAGAGGAAGCAGUUACUAAACAGGGAGAUUUAGUUCGUAGUAUGAAGGCUGCUGGAAAAAGCAAAGAAGAAUUACAGCCAAUGAUAAGUGCACUUCUAGAUAUAAAGAAAAAACACACAGAAAUGAAAACUGCGUAUGAAAAACAGGCAAAUGGUCUUCCUCUUCCUGAAAAAGAAAAGACACCAAAUCCUGAUUUAAUUGCUUCUUUAGAAAAAGAAGUUGCUAAUCAGGGAGAGAAAGUGAGAAUUCUGAAGACUAGUGGUGCUGAUAAAACAGUUUGGCAGCCUGAAGUUAAUAUUCUUCUAGAUUUAAAGAAGAAAUUAGCCGAAGCUACAGGAACCCCUGUCGUCCAGCCACAACCUGCUGGAAAAAAGAAAAAAUCUAAAAAAUGAUUUUAAUACUGACUUAAUAUUAAAUAUAACUUAUUUAUUUCUA
Molecule: messenger RNA, 3075 nt
Organism: Nezara viridula (southern green stink bug)
Lineage: Eukaryota; Metazoa; Arthropoda; Insecta; Hemiptera; Pentatomidae
Source: the annotation of a GenBank genome assembly